AUGUCGGACAAGCCGCAAGCACCCCUCCCCUUCGUCUACCAGUUCGCGGCCGGUGCCGUGGCUGGUGUCUCUGAGGUACCCAUUGGACGUGGUCAAGACUCGAGUCUUCAGACCGGUCCCGCUGUGCCUGGCGGUGAACACUACAAUGGCAUGUUCGAUUGCUUCCGCAAGAUUAUUAAGAACGAGGGUUUCAAAACCCUGUACCGUGGUAUCUCCGCGCCCAUCCUGAUGGAGGCCCCCAAGCGUGCGACCAAGUUCGCCGCCAACGACAGCUGGGGUGCUUUCUACCGCAACCUGUUUGGUGUUGAGAAGCAGACUCAGGGUCUCGCCACUCUUACCGGUGCCACUGCUGGUGCUACCGAGGCCUUCGUCGUUGUUCCCUUCGAGCUGGUGAAGAUUCGUCUGCAGGAUAAGGCAUCCGCUGGCAAGUACAACGGUAUGCUGGAUGUUGUGAAGAAGAUCGUUAAGACCGAGGGUCCUCUGGCCAUGUACAACGGUCUUGAGUCUACUCUCUGGCGUCACAUUCUCUGGAACGCCGGUUACUUCGGCUGUAUCUUCCAAGUUCGCGCUCAAUUGCCUAAGCCUGAGCCCGGUAACAAGGGUCAACAGACCCGUAACGACUUGCUCGCUGGUUCCAUUGGUGGUAUCGCUGGUACCGUCCUCAACACCCCCAUGGAUGUUGUUAAGUCCCGUAUUCAGAACACUACCAAGGUUCCCGGCCAGAUUCCCAAGUACAACUGGGCCUGGCCUGCUAUUGGUACCGUGAUGAAGGAGGAGGGCUUCGGCGCUCUGUACAAGGGUUUCAUUCCUAAGGUCCUCCGUCUCGGACCUGGUGGUGGUAUCCUGCUGGUCGUCUUCACCGGUAUGAUGGACUUCUUCCGCAAGAUGCGCGACGAGUAA
This is a messenger RNA of Penicillium angulare, 900 nucleotides long. RefSeq names its product putative mitochondrial 2-oxodicarboxylate carrier protein. The coding region runs from base 1 to 900 and encodes 299 amino acids. NCBI's taxonomy places the organism in Eukaryota, Fungi, Ascomycota, Eurotiomycetes, Eurotiales, Aspergillaceae. The record is from RefSeq and is a predicted model, not a curated record. The transcript has 4 exons. Gene Ontology annotation, biological process: transmembrane transport.